Bacidia gigantensis is the source of this 2127-nucleotide messenger RNA. RefSeq lists its product as uncharacterized. Gene Ontology annotation, biological process: protein phosphorylation. The transcript has a single exon. Lineage: Eukaryota; Fungi; Ascomycota; Lecanoromycetes; Lecanorales; Ramalinaceae. The coding region runs from base 1 to 2127 and encodes 708 amino acids. Gene Ontology annotation, molecular function: ATP binding; protein kinase activity. The record is from RefSeq and is a predicted model, not a curated record.
AUGCUCGUAGAAUAUGCCGCGGUGGCGAAAUUUCAGCCCUUGAUGAAUCGCAUCUCUUCUGUUGUAUUCUUCGGCGCCCCGCAUCGAGGUCUUGAGGUUCAGUCUUUAGAAGAACUGACCAGGCUUAAGGAGCGGCACGGACUUAUCAAGGAUCUCGAGAAGAGCUCAACGCUGCUGCGUGAGCUCAACGAAAAGUUCCCAAACGUCUCUCAAAGAUUGGAAAUUAUCACUUGCUUUGAGCUGCAGACAACACCAACGAGUAGAGCGCGCUCUGAUGAUCCAGAAUCGUGGGAGCGGACAGGGCCACGCAGGAUGAUGGUCGACGCGGACUCUGCUUGUCUCUAUACCGCGAACGAGACCAGGAUUCCUAUUGACAAGAAUCACUCCAGAAUCGCAAAGCUUUCAAGUGGAGACGAGGUAUAUCAGCGCCUCAAGACCCUUUUGAAGGACAAUAUCUUGAUCGGCCAAGCAACGAUCAGAUCAGGGUUCCAUCGCAUCAUCGCAAUGCAAGUCAUCGAGCGUGUCCGUGAAACUCUCAACCCCCUUGCAGAAUUCUUGCACCAUUCUGAGCUUAGUGGGAGCGAAGGUGCCAUGAUGUCAAUAGGGAGAGCAUCCGAUUUUCUGGGUCGACUUUAUGGCUCCCUGAAUGCAGACUUAUUGUCAGCAUCAACUGUUGGGCCAGACUCCACUAGCCACUUGAUGAAGAGUAUUUUGGAUACGCUCGAUAUCUUUGAGGGGCAUGUUCUCCUAUACCAGGAAAUGACAGAGCUUUAUCAAGGAUAUGUUGCUGAAGGGAGCUUGAUGCAUCUUCAAGAAGUCCCGUCUAUAGAUUUUGUAAAACAGAUUGAGAAAUCAUCUCGAUUCACAUCUCUAAUGACUGCCACGAGGAUCGAUAAGCUAAUUGAAGCUUCCUCGUCCUGUGUCGAGAAACUUGUUAGACUCCUGUGGCUUGUUGUACUCAAUCCAGGCAAGAUGGAUGACUUUGAGCAUCUUAAGAAAAUACAAUCGCUUAAGCAAGUCAAUAUUGGUCAUUCGGUGCCAAAGCAAACCAGAACACAAGUUAUCUCCUCAACAGAACCACACUUGGAGCCGCUAGCUGGGCAUCUAGAAGAGGAUGCACUACUGGUCGCCCCUCGGGUUCAGAAGUAUGUGCCGCAAGGAUCAAUCGAGCCUUUCCUGGUCAUAGUUGAAGAACGAGAUUACGUGGUAGAAGACCAAGAAGCAAAGAGCGUGGUCGAAGUCAGAAAUGCCGAGUUGAAAGCGAGAGAAACAAUAGAAAAGCUGACAGUAGUGCUCCAAAAUUUGGUAAUAGACUCGACAGAUGCAAUGUCACUCCUUGCUUCGUCGAGCUCUGCUGCCUGUACACUCGAGUGUCUUGGAUACCAGAGAAAGGCAACGCCUGGCAAAUAUGUGAUCCUCUUUCGCGUUCCAGAUCCAAUCAGUGACUUUUCGGUCAAGAGUCUAGGUACACUCUACGAAAGACUAAACUCGAAGGACUUUCGACCAAACCUUCAACAGCGAUUUAAGCUUGCUAAAGAUAUCUGCUCCUCGAUCUUGCACCUUCAUUGCUGGGGCUGGGUGCACAAAGAUAUAAGACCAGAGAACAUCAUUGUGAUCACAAGCCAACCUGGUGAAGAGACCAAUCCGAAGCUUGCAAAUGAGCAUAGCAUUGUUGCUCACCUGGGUGGCUUUGAAGUUGCGCGCCUAGAGAAUGACUUCUCGAGUAUCACAAAGACUCUCCAACUGCAGAGGAAUCUGUACCGACAUCCCCAGAGACAGCAAACGCCUUCCCGACCUUUCACGAAGACGGAUGAUCUCUAUGCGAUCGGUAUCAUUCUUCUUGAGAUUGGCAUCAAAAUGACCAUUGACAGAAUAUAUAUGCCGAAGCUCAUCGAGGCGCUGGAAAAAACGCGCCAUGGCAUCCGUCUGGACGCUAUUCCGAGAAAGAUCGAGCAACUGGCUGCAGCGGAGCUUCCAGCAAAGAUGGGCCCUAGAUAUGCCGAAGUGGUACGGAAAUGUAUCACAGGAGAUUUUGGAAUCACUUAUGAUGAUGAGAUUAAGUCGAGACUCAGUAUCGCUUUUCAGGAUACAGUCAUCGACGAAUUAGAGCAUGGAUGUCAAUUGUAA